This is a messenger RNA of Musca domestica (house fly), 1839 nucleotides long. RefSeq lists its product as uncharacterized. NCBI's taxonomy places the organism in Eukaryota, Metazoa, Arthropoda, Insecta, Diptera, Muscidae. Gene Ontology annotation, molecular function: protein dimerization activity. Bases 1 to 1839 code for a protein of 612 amino acids. The transcript is spliced from 2 exons. The record is from RefSeq and is a predicted model, not a curated record.
AUGCCGCGACCUAAAAAUAUUAUUCUUUUAGAUAUGUUCAAUACAAAUGAAUCAAACGAAGUUGUGUGUAAUUUGCAAAAUUGUAAGAACAAGAUUUUAAGUGUACAUUCCGGAAAUAUAGAAAGACACUUAAAGAGAUCACAUCCUGAGCAAUAUGCAAACUAUAUUGAACAAAAACGUGCAAUGAAAUUACAAAACUGUGUUAACGAAGUAUUACUGCGAAGAAAUGUAAAUCCGAGGAACAUCGAACUAGCAAUAGUGGAACUAUUCACCAAAAAUGGACGUCCUCUGCAUAUGGCCGAAGAUAGGGCCUUCAAAAUUCUUAUGGAACCAGUUUUAAGUUUGCUCGGAAUAACAGUCAAUGAGCAUAAUAUAAUGGAGCGAAUUAUCGCAUUUUCCACAAAUAUUAAAACGGAAAUAUCUAAUGAUUUAAAAGGGACAUUGUUUUCUCUUAAGAUUGAUGUAGCAACCAGGUGGGAUUUGAGCAUGCUCGGUAUAAAUGUUCAAUACAUCAAAAAUGGUAAAAUCAUUGUUAAAACAUUGGCAGUAAAAGAGCUGAAAUCAAGUCAUACCGGUGAAUAUAUAAAAUCUAUUAUAUUGGAAGUUCUAAGAGAAUAUGGUGUUGAUGUACGCAACAUUUUUACCAUUACAACCGACAAUGGAUCUAACAUGUUAAAAACGGUAAAAGUGCUGAAUUCGGAGUUACAAAUGCUUAUGGAAGAGGAAUCUCAGGAUAGCGAAGAAGAAGUUGAUUGUGAAAUAUCGAUUUAUGAAAUUGAGUCAAUCGACUUUAAUAUAUCCUCACACCAUAUUACUAACAUUCGUUGUGGUGCCCAUACGCUGCAGCUGUGUGUAAAUGAUGUCCUAAAACAGCCUACAAUAAAAGAAAAAACUGAAAACCUAAGACUCGUAGUGAAAAAACUUCGAAGUAAAACGUAUAUGAGUAUUUUUAAUAAAAAUGGGCUCCACAAGAAACCUAUAAUUGACUGUAUAACAAGAUGGAAUUCAACAUACAAUAUGAUUGAAAGACUGCUGGAAAUAAGAGAAGUUGUAACUACAUUAAGCAAGGAUAAUUCGAAAUUAUUCAUUAGUUCUGCUGACUGGUCUUUCGCAAGUGAAUUUGUUGGAAUAUUUAAACCUAUUUACACAGCUACAAUGAAACUACAAACUGAACAGCUGUGUUAUAGCGAACUAUAUGUUGUAAUAAUGGAUAUUACAUUCCAAAUAGAUGCUUUACCAAAUACCGAAAUGAAAGUGAUACUGAAAGAAUCAUUGAAGACAAGAAUGGAUAAACUUUUUGAUAACGAACUUUUCAACGCAGCCGUGUAUUUGGAUCCACGUAUUAAAGUCUGUAUGACAUGCGAACAGAAAACUAGAGCGCAGAUGUACAUAGUGUCGUUAUAUAAGCGAAUAUACUCAAAAGAAGAUUCUACAACAGACAAUACGGCCUGCACAAUACUGGAUGAAACUCCAUCAACAAGUAAUGCAUGCACACCGAAAUCCUUUUCCGAUUACCUGCAAACUUUAGAUCCUACCACGCCUACACAGAGUUCUUCAAAUAUUGAUAAUUUUGAAUCCGAUCUAUCCACUUAUGAAAGAAAAUCUAGAUUGCCACUAAAUGCAAAUGUUUUACAAUAUUGGGACUCUUCAAACAUUAUUAGUGGCAUUGCGAAUAUUUUACUGGCAAUACCAUCAACACAAGUAAGCGUGGAACGCUUAUUUUCAGCUAUGAAAUAUAUGUUAUCCGAUCAGCGCAAUCGAUUGUCACCGUUAAAUUUGGAGCAUAUAUUAAUGGUAAAAGCCAAUGGGAUUUUUAAUUACCAAUUGGGAUCAGAUUAA